Teleopsis dalmanni is the source of this 552-nucleotide messenger RNA. RefSeq lists its product as uncharacterized. The coding region runs from base 1 to 552 and encodes 183 amino acids. NCBI's taxonomy places the organism in Eukaryota, Metazoa, Arthropoda, Insecta, Diptera, Diopsidae. The transcript is spliced from 2 exons. The record is from RefSeq and is a predicted model, not a curated record.
AUGGAGAAAGUGAAAAAUUGUCUUAAAAUGACGUAUUGUGGUUUGACUCGUUACUUGAUUUGUGAAGUGAAUUGCAGUUAUGAGGAUAUAAUUGAAAAGAUUCUAAAUCAAUUUGAUAUUCCUAAAGAAUACGGAUCAUCAAUACUCAUCACAAAUGGAAAUGGUUACAUUUUCAACAAAGAUUCCUUAUUGUAUUUCUUAGUGUUGUUUCCAAGUCCGGAAAUUACUUUCUUCAUUCGUUUAGAUAGUUGUGAUUUUCAAAUAAACACUAAACGAUUUCGAUUAACAGCUGAUGACAGUCAACUAGAGUUUUACCCUGCAAAUACGAUGGAGUGUCCUAAAACUACGUCUACAAUUGAGGAUAAUGUGUAUAAAGCGGUACCAGUAUAUCGCCAGCAUUGUUUUUUAGGAAAGUUUCCAGCGAAUACAGCACAGAUACCAAAUAAUUUGCAUGUGAAUCUUAAAUCAACAUUAAAAACUAUCAAACGUCGACAUAUCUUAUUAUGCAAAAAGAUAGUGAAAUCUGCUCCAAAACGCUCUUUACGAAUUUAA